Messenger RNA from Propithecus coquereli (Coquerel's sifaka), 3092 nucleotides. RefSeq names its product SH3-binding domain protein 5-like (gene SH3BP5L). Bases 431 to 1609 code for a protein of 392 amino acids. The transcript is spliced from 6 exons. The record is from RefSeq and is a predicted model, not a curated record. NCBI's taxonomy places the organism in Eukaryota, Metazoa, Chordata, Mammalia, Primates, Indriidae. Gene Ontology annotation, biological process: negative regulation of protein tyrosine kinase activity; intracellular signal transduction. Gene Ontology annotation, cellular component: cytoplasm. Gene Ontology annotation, molecular function: protein kinase inhibitor activity.
AGCUCUCCAGAGACGCUCGUUCCGCAGCCUCUGCUCGGGCCCAGCCUACUCUUUACAGCUGCCACCACAGCCUGGAGGCGCCUGCUUCCACCCUCCCGAAUGGUGCUCCUCUUUGCAGGCCUCGGCCCAGGGUCCAGGCUGCCUUUGCCCUCUGCCUCAGAGCCGGUGCUCUGGGUCUCUCUUGGUGGAUUCCCCGUGGCUGUCAGGGAAGAACUUUUGUACAGACAAGGCUUUAGCUCUAGGAACCCCACUGACAACUUGAAUCUCAGCCUCUGAGUGUGAGGUUCUCCCUGUGCCCUCUUUUUCUGCCUUUUGAGAAGAGAAACCCUUCUCCUUGCCAUCCAGAGCCCAGGAAGCCCCCAAGCUGGGGCCCUGGUCCCAGCAUGUCAGUCCUCUCUUGUGCAUAGGGCUCUGCCCGCUCCCAGUCAACAUGGCUGAGCUCAGACAGGUUCCAGGGGGCCGGGAGACCCCACAGGGUGAGCUGCGGCCUGAGGUUGUGGAGGAUGAAGUCCCGAGGAGCCCAGUCGCAGAGGAGCCUGGAGGAGGUGGAAGCAGCAACAGUGAGGCCAAAUUGUCUCCAAGAGAGGAGGAAGAACUGGAUCCUAGAAUACAGGAGGAGCUGGAGCACCUGAAUCAGGCCAGUGAGGAGAUCAACCAGGUGGAGCUGCAGCUGGACGAGGCCAGGACCACCUAUCGGAGGAUCCUGCAGGAGUCAGCAAGGAAGCUCAACACACAGGGCUCUCACUUGGGGAGCUGCAUUGAGAAGGCCCGGCCCUACUAUGAGGCGCGGCGGCUGGCUAAGGAGGCUCAGCAGGAGACACAGAAGGCAGCGCUGCGGUACGAGCGGGCUGUGAGCAUGCACAAUGCUGCACGGGAGAUGGUGUUUGUGGCCGAGCAGGGUGUCAUGGCUGACAAGAACCGACUGGACCCCACGUGGCAGGAGAUGCUCAAUCACGCCACCUGCAAGGUGAACGAGGCAGAGGAAGAGCGGCUUCGAGGAGAGCGGGAACAUCAGCGGGUGACACGGCUGUGCCAACAGGCUGAAGCUCGGGUCCAAUCCCUGCAGAAGACCCUCCGGCGGGCCAUUGGCAAGAGCCGCCCGUACUUCGAGCUCAAGGCCCAGUUCAGCCAGAUCUUGGAGGAGCACAAGGCCAAGGUGACGGAAUUGGAGCAGCAAGUAGCCCAGGCCAAGACCCGCUACUCAGUCGCCCUGCGUAACCUGGAGCAGAUCAGCGAGCAGAUCCAUGCGCGGCGCCGGGGCCUGCCUCCCCACCCCCCAGGCCCGCGGCGUUCCUCCCCCGUGGGGGCUGAAGCGGGACCGGAGGACACAGAGGAUGGGGACAGCGGGAUUGAAGGGGCCGAGGGCGGGGGGCUGGAAGAGGGCAGCAGCCUGGGGCCUGGCCUCGCCCCCGACACGGACACUCUGAGCCUGCUGAGCCUGCGCACUGUGGCCUCUGACCUGCAGAAGUGUGACUCGGUGGAGCACUUACGGGGCCUCUCGGACCACACCAGUCUGGACGGCCAAGAGCUGGGACCUCGGAGUGGGGGACGCCGGGGCAGUGAUGGCGGGGUCCGUGGGGGUCGCCACCAGCGCAGCAUCAGCCUGUAGCCCAGUGGCCACAGCUACUGGCUUGACUCUUCCCCACGGGCUGAUCAGGGCCCCACAGGCUUCUCACCCCCUCUUCUCUGGGGUCCUGUCUUCCCUGAGGUCCCCUUCUCCAGUGCUUCCCUGGGAGAGGUUAGCUGUGUCCGCGUCCUGUGUCUGCCCUGGCUUUCUCACCGCCUCCCCUCUCGCCUCUCGCCUCUCCCCCCUCACAAGGCAGCUCUCUCUUCGCCUUCCCUAUUCAGAAGGCUUGUUCUCUGGCGCUCUCAUCUCCCGCACCCUGCAGGCCCCUCCCAGUCUGUAGAGUGUGGACCCUUUGCUGUCCUUUCUAUCUGACCCUCCCCGUCCAUCUGUUUGGCUUUUCCCCUUGGGGAAGCUCGUCUAGAAGGCACAGAGAAGCUCAUGAGAGAAAAUGAGCGCCGGGCCUGAGAGCCUAGCCUGAGUGGAGGGACAGGCGCCCCUCCUGCUGGCCCCCAGCCCCACCCACCUUCCCAAGGCAGCUCUGGAGGGCGCCCUAGGGAUGCUGCUGAGCCCUCUGGCGGCCCUGCACCUCUGCCCUGUUCCAGCUUGCCAGUGUGUGACCUGUAGGAUGUGCUCUGUGCCUCUGGGAGAUACUGCCCUUCCCUGCAGCACUCCCCUUCACGACCUGAGCCACUCUGCUGUGUGUGUCCCAAAGCAGAACUUGCAGGAUGUCGGUGUUACGGAGAGAAACCCCACCCAUUGUCAACAUAGGGAAUAUCACCACCUCCAGACUGGCUCCUGUGGGCAUGGCGUUUCCCCAGCGGGGCUGAGUCCUUAACGUUGCCUAGGUGCUAGUGGGUCCCUAACUGGGUCCGUGUUGAGGGUGAAGGUGUGAUGAGGUCCUGAAGGCUUAGGCCCCUGUCGUUCCCACCCCCUUACACUCUUGCUACUGAGUUACAUUUACUUUUUCUGGGUAGAGGAUGCUAAGCCGCAUCUUAGCGCCCUCCUGUAGGGUGGGAUUGGGGAAUUUGGUGCUCUAUUGCUCUCCCUUGCUCUUCUCCAAACCAAACAAUGCCUACUCCAGGAUACCUUGGGAGUGCUAAAGCUUGGUUGCCAAGCCUCUCACCUCCUUUGGUGCAGGGAGUGGUUGGUCUGGGGUGAGGGGUCCUGCCCUCUACAGGGAGUUGCUCCAGCUGCCUAGCAGUGCCCCCAAGCUGUGUGUAGGGAAGCCACACCAGAUUUGGGUGCCUUGGAAAAGUUGGUUCUUCCUCUUGUCCCAGCCCUGGAAAGCAGAGAGCUCUUGCCUAGCUAGGCCUGUGUCCCACUGCCAGCAACUACUAGAGGAGUGAACCUCUGCGCUCUGCACAGGUGUCCACAAGUGGAGGGAGGAUGGUCACAAUGAGAACCUUGGGGUUUGAGGUGGCCGUGGGUGGAGAUCAGAAAGGGAGGGAAGGAGGACAUGGGUGUGCGUGCGCAUGUGCUAGUGUGUGUGGGGGAAAGGGUCUGCCCUGGUUUUAUUUAAAUAAAG